This is a messenger RNA of Paramecium tetraurelia, 2823 nucleotides long. RefSeq lists its product as uncharacterized. Gene Ontology annotation, biological process: protein autophosphorylation; phosphorelay signal transduction system. Gene Ontology annotation, molecular function: histidine phosphotransfer kinase activity; phosphorelay sensor kinase activity. The record is from RefSeq and is a predicted model, not a curated record. The transcript is spliced from 2 exons. NCBI's taxonomy places the organism in Eukaryota, Ciliophora, Oligohymenophorea, Peniculida, Parameciidae.
AUGUUAGUAUGGUUAAGAAAAUAAAAAAGAUAAGCAUUAGAAAUUUACGAAGAUUAUAAUGACUCUAAUUAUAUUGAUUGUCAGAAUGAGUUAAUCAUUUCUCAAUUCUGGCCUCUGUUUGUGACAAUAAUGAAAAUCUAUUUGUUUUACAGUAUUGUAUUGAUAAUGAUAAAAAAUAUUGAAGGCUUUGCAUCUUAUAAUAGUUAGACAAUCACUCUUUAUACUUAUUUAAUUAUGUUGCUUCCUUUAGCAAUGAUAGUAUAUGAUAGAUGGAUAAUCCAAAAAUUAUCUAAAAAAUAGAAAGUAACACUUACGCAAAUUAUCUUUAUUGUAAUGGAAACACUUUUACAGCUAUAUUUAUCUCAAUUGUUGAUGGAAUAUUAAAGUUUAUAAAGAGUAAUUGGGAUCUUGUUAAUAUUUACAAUAAUGCUAAUCGUGAUGGCAACAAUGAAUAAUUUCAAACUAAGGUUAAUGAUUCUCGUUAAAUUCUUCGUUUACUUAGGUUAUAAAACCGAAUUCACUAUAUUCUAAUGUUUGUUCACAUACCAUGUUGUGUUUUUGAAUUUGCUACUAGUUUAUUAUUGGGAUUAGCAAAUAAUGAGAUUAAGUAAAAUAAAACAUUUCGCUGAAUAAUCUCUAAGAAGCAUACCAACAGCGGUUUGUAUAUUAAAUUCUGAUUGCUAACAAGUGCUAUUUUCGAAUAGGUAUAUGAAGAAAUUGAUAGACAAGUCAAAUACAAAGACAAAAACCAUUCUAACCAAGUCUGUAAAAUAGGACUAUCUAUUUGAGACUCAACCAUCGAUUAUGAACAAUUAUGAUGAGAUUUAUUUAUUUUUUUCUUAAAUGUUUGCAAAUAUGGAAGAAGUCAAAAAUUAAUUGCCAUUAGAUUCAAGCAAAUUCAAUCUUGAUAAUAUGGAUGAUGAAUAAUUAAACUUAAAUUAAAUAAUUCAAUAUAUAAUUAAGACAGACAAAAAGACUUAAGGUAAAAUAUAUACCCUAAGAUGCUAAUUUAUUGAUCGUCCAGAAUAAGUCUAUGAUGAAUCAUAAAAAGUUGUAAUUGAAGUAAAGAUGAAAACACUUUUGUAAUAUGAGGAUAAUAAACAUGCAACUUUAAUUAACCUUUAUGAUAUAUCAACUAAUCUAAAGUCUAUUUAUUAUAAGAAUUUGAAUUAAUUUAAAAGCAAAGUAAUAAGAUCAAUCUCCCACGAAUUAAGAACUAGAUUGAAUGCUAUUUAAGGUAUGAUUUAGAUGGUUUAAAGUUAUAACCAAAAAUUUGAUAGAGAGGUGUAGACAUAUUUAAAGGCUGCCUUUAACAAUUGUAGAAUAUAAAAUUUUAUUAUUGGAUCCAUAAUAGAUUAUAACCUGUUAAGGGAAAGACAAUUGCCUGUCAAAUCAGACAAAAUUAGAAUUAAUAUAUUAAUAUAGGAAGUGAUAGACCUAUUCAAAGAUGAAGCGGAACUAAAAAAUAUCAAGAUUAAAUAUGAGGAUAAAAUACAGACCAAUAAUUAUGAAUUGUUGAAUUCAGAGAGAUUUCAAAGCAUCCUCGUUCAUAUUAUUUCUAAUAGCAUUAGAUUUAGUAAGUCUGAUGGAUUAAUUUAAAUUAGGCUGCUAAAAGAUAUUAGUAAUAACUACAACAAUAGUAAUAGCAACAACAACAAUAGCAAUAACAAUAACAUUAACAAUAACAAUAGUUAUUAAACUAAUAGUUACAUUUAAGUUCCUGAUAGCAAAAUACAAAUUCAUCGACAUUCAAAAUUGUAGAUUCCCAAUUCUUAAUCUCCUCAAUAGCAGAGACUGAGUGGAAGUGAAUUUAAUCAUGAUUCAUCAAAUAAUAAAUAACGUAGAACAUAUAGCAAAUACAAGAUGGCCAGUUAAUUUUCUUCAAUUGGAAAUUUGUCAACCAAUCUUGCAGAUGUUUAUCUGAUUGAGGUGAAAGACAACGGUUUAGGAAUGAGUGCGGACAGAUUAGAGUAAAUUCGAUCUUUACUUAAUGGGGAAGACUUUUAGGUUGACAGAAACUCAAAUGACGCAUCUACUGGUAUGAUGCUAGGAUUGCGUGCUUCAAAUUAAUUAAUAAAAAAUUUAUCAGGUAAAGAUGAUAAUCUAAAUUACUUAUCUAUCGAUUCAGAAUAAGAUAAGGGUACAAUUGUUUAGAUGCAUAUAAAAAUACGAUUAAUUUCAGGUGAAAAUUUCUCAAGUGAGUUGAUAAUAAAGGAAUCUAGUGUUGAAAAUGAAGGAAUUGUACAUUCAUAUCACAAUUUCAAUUAGAAACUUAGUCCUUGGUCAACAGUCACUUAAAUUCAUGGAAAAAUCUUAUGUCAAUGUGAAAAUACCUUUAUGAUUGUUGAUGAUGAGCCUUACAAUUUAAUAGUGUUAGAAUCUCUUCUAAAAAAAUUACAACACUAAGUAGUGAAGGCAGAAAAUGGUAGACAUUGCAUCCAACUAUUAGAAAAAAUGCUUGAACAAUUUCAAGAACAUAAAUGUAAAGGAUACAAAGGUAUAAUAAUGGAUUAUUAAAUGCCAAUAAUGAAUGGCGAAGAGGCUACUAAAUAUAUCACAUAAAUUUUAUUCCUCCCAAUUCCAAUAUUUGGACUUACUGGGUUUUCAGGGGAGGAUGAAAUAAAUAGGCUAUUAGAUUCAGGAAUGAGAGAAGUAUACAUUAAACCCAUUACAAUCAGAUCUCUUGAAGAUCUCAUUAGCAACAUUAGUAAGAGUGAAUAUCGAUCUCUGGAUUAUGUAUCAAAUAUAUCCUAGCAAUUUUAAUUCAUGGAUAUAGAAUAUGCUGAAGAGGAUAAAUUGGUGUUGGAAUAAUCAGCUCAUUGA